Molecule: messenger RNA, 914 nt
Organism: Tupaia belangeri chinensis (Chinese tree shrew)
Lineage: Eukaryota; Metazoa; Chordata; Mammalia; Scandentia; Tupaiidae
Gene: BAG2
Product: BAG cochaperone 2
Exons: 4
Coding region: 16-732 (238 amino acids)
Biological process (GO): protein stabilization
Molecular function (GO): protein-folding chaperone binding; adenyl-nucleotide exchange factor activity
Source: RefSeq, a predicted model, not a curated record
GUGCAGGUGUAGUUAAUGAUCAUUUUUAGGCACCCACAAUCAGCUGAGACAGUACACAGACUUUUCUUCCCAUCGUUUUCACCAGGUUUGGAAUGGAUGGAGGAGUCUGUGAGAACGAAGUUUAAGAAGUGCUUUUCCCAGUUACACUGGUGGCGUGGAUUAUGGAAGAAACUUCUUUCACAUGAAACUGAAAACGAGAGUACCAAAUGGGUCGAAGCUUUGAGAGAAGCUGCAACUGCUGUUGAGCAAGAGAAGGAAGUCCUCCUGGAAAUGAUCCACAGUAUCCAAAACAGCCAGGACAUGAGGCAGAUCAGUGAUGGAGAAAGAGAAGAAUUAAAUCUGACCGCAAACCGUUUGAUGGGACGAACUCUCACGGUCGAAGUUUCAGUAGAAACAAUUAGAAAUCCCCAGCAGCAAGAAUCCCUCAAGCAUGCCACAAGGAUUAUUGAUGAGUUGGUCAAUAAGUUUCUGGAUGAUUUGGGAAAUGCCAAGACCCAUUUAAUGUCGCUCUACAGUGCAUGUUUGUCUGAGGUGCCACCUGGGCCAGUUGAUCAGAAAUUUCAAUCCAUAGUAAUCGGCUGUGCUCUUGAGGAUCAGAAGAAAAUUAAGAGAAGAUUAGAGACUCUGCUUAGAAAUAUCGAAAACUCUGACAAGGCCAUAAAGUUAUUAGAGCAUUCUAAAGGAGCUGGUUCCAAAACUCUGCAACAAAAUGCUGAAGGCAGAUUCAAUUAAUCUUCAAAUCUAAGAGCACUUACAGAUUAUGAUGUAAAAAUGACGAAACGCUAUUUUAAGUGAUAACUAGUUCUUUAUGUUAGGCGUAACCACUUAUUUGAUACUGACAGUUGUUUCAAAUGGAGAAUAUAUCCCACUGUCAUCAGUUUUGCAAAUUACAAUUAAAACUAGAAAUAUUUUAA